Molecule: messenger RNA, 919 nt
Organism: Lolium perenne
Lineage: Eukaryota; Viridiplantae; Streptophyta; Magnoliopsida; Poales; Poaceae
Source: RefSeq, a predicted model, not a curated record
UCCCCAUAGUCCCCCACCCAAAACCCAAUCGAAAGCCCAAUUCCAUCCUAAUCGCCGACCCUGCCUGGGCGCGAUGAGUCACUCCGUCAUGUUCUCCGGCAAUGGCGAGGUGGACGCCUGCGUAGGUGAUGCCUCCGGCAUUGGCGAGGAGCAAGUCUGCGUGGGCGAGACCUCCGUUAAGGGCGAUGACGACGCCUGCAAGGGCGAGGCCUCCGUCGUGCUCUCCGGCAAGAGCAGGAACGCCGUCAAGCGCAGAGGUACGGCGGAGUAUCCCUGCGUGAAGCGGCUCCGCGAGCGGCGCCUCCUCUCCUUCCUGCACGACCAAGGCUUCCACGGCGCCUUCCAAGCGCUGGUCGACAAGACUCCGGUGAUCUUCAGAGUGCCGCACAUACGGCUGCUGGUCGAGCAAGGCCGGUGGGCGGACGCCCUCAGGUACCUCAACGCCUACCUGCCGCCGCUCGUCGAGAAUCACACGAGGAGCCGCCGCGCCCAGAUCUUCUAUAACUUCCUAUGGAUGCACUACCGCUUCGCCAACGCCGUCGCCGGCAACAGGGAAAACCAGGAGUACCUGGAAAGGCGUUACGGAAAGAACUCGAGGAGCUCCACCCUCGCCGAGCUCAGGUUCCGUCGUAUCGCCUACACCAUACUUGCCUCAGAGCCCCACCAGCUCGUGGCCACCUACGACUGGAACCAAGUGAGGCAGCACGCCUCGUUUCUAGUCGACUAUCUGGCCAACACAACGCCAGAGCUCAGACGCUCAAUGCCAUUGACGUCCCGCUACAUGAUGCCGCAGCAUGUACUUCCAAUUGGAUCCGGCCGUUUGCACUGGAGGGGGCAUCGCCUAGUGAAGAAACAAGGUCCCAAGAAGCCAGACACAGAAGCUAUCCUAGUGGCCUUGAAGAGGAAAAUGCAUGGUUGA